AUGUCACUGCGUACACCAACAAAACUGGGCGAUCAAUCAUGCAGUGGUGUUGAUGCAGUAGCCAGUUAUACUUAUUAUCAGGAUGAUGAUGGUUUGUUUUGUAAAAAUUUGUUACUCUUUAAAUGUAUUAUUAUCUGGCUAAAUUUGCUGUUUUGA
Messenger RNA from Gongylonema pulchrum, 156 nucleotides. The record is from the annotation of a GenBank genome assembly. NCBI's taxonomy places the organism in Eukaryota, Metazoa, Nematoda, Chromadorea, Rhabditida, Gongylonematidae.